AUGGUUGGCUUACUGUUAAAGAGUAUGACGCCAGUCCACUGGCCGAUAACGAUGAUGAUGCUACUAAACUGCGCGGGGCCAUCACACGUGCUACCCAGGCGCGUAGGUAUUCUCCAUACGCCCAGUCAGGGUCGAGACAGCAGCGGCAGUUCUCAUCUGAGCAGCCUUUUCAACCGCCUACUUAUAAGCAGCAGUCCUUUCGUUGGUUUACGCCAGGAAAUGCGACAGUUAUGCCAAGGGGUUAUGUCGGAGGUUCGAGCCAGCAGCAGCGAUUCCCGCUCGGGUCUUGUUUCAUCUGUCACCUCGGAGGACAUUACGCCAAAGCCUGCCCUUACGUCCAGAGGAGCACAGUUCCUCCCCGGUUCUCAGGCUACGAAGGUCACCCAAGGUCAUCAAGUACAGCCGGAAGUGAGCCGGAUAAGUAAUACAUUUCCUCGCAACGGGGUUUGGAGUGAUGUAUUGGACUUUGCCUGUAAUCCUUGUUUAUGUGCAGCCGUUCACCAGUUACCGGACAUAGUGCGAUCCUCAAAAUCCAAGAACACAAACAAAAAGUAUGAUCAAUAUUUUGUAAAGUUUACAGAGUGGUGUAAGUGUCAUUCUCUUGAAUCGUUACCAGCCAAUGUAUCUACAGUGUGUAUUUUCUUUAUUAUAGCAUAA
Messenger RNA from Ruditapes philippinarum (Manila clam), 657 nucleotides. RefSeq lists its product as uncharacterized. Lineage: Eukaryota; Metazoa; Mollusca; Bivalvia; Venerida; Veneridae. The transcript is spliced from 2 exons. The record is from RefSeq and is a predicted model, not a curated record. Bases 1 to 657 code for a protein of 218 amino acids.